Messenger RNA from Nerophis lumbriciformis (worm pipefish), 2197 nucleotides. It is a transcript of the gene lrrc3ca, whose product is annotated as leucine rich repeat containing 3Ca. Gene Ontology annotation, molecular function: protein binding. Lineage: Eukaryota; Metazoa; Chordata; Actinopteri; Syngnathiformes; Syngnathidae. The record is from RefSeq and is a predicted model, not a curated record. Gene Ontology annotation, cellular component: plasma membrane.
GAAGCAACAUUAAGGCGGCUGUGUCCACUCCACAUCAGCACGCGUGUUGUUGGCCGCGCACACUGGCGCCAGCUGAAAGUGUUGCCGCCUCUGGUUGCGUGGAAACUAACACAAAAAAAAAAAAUGGCUAUGCCUUGAACUGCUGUGGAAGCAUCUCCAGCAGCGCGUCUGCACAAGUUUCACCGGAAACAUGACGAUUUAAAGCCGGGCUGCAGGAGAGAGAGAGCGCUGCAAACGCUCAUCAGUUAGCGGGGAGAUUGAUGCAUUCUCAGAGCAUGCCCGCAUCCGUCGCAACAUGUCCAUCCUGGUUGACUAUGUGGUGAUGUGUUUGCUGCUGCACAGCCUGGUGCUAAUGACCUUCUGCUUCCACCACGCCGCCACCAGUUGCUCCAAGCGCUGCUACUGCUCGGAAAGCGAAGGCGGCGGCAAGACGGUACGCUGCAGCAAUCAGCAGCUCACCGAGAUCCCUCAGGACAUCCCCAACGACACACGGCGGGUCUACCUGGACUUCAACCUCCUCACCUCAGUCCCGGCGAACGCUUUUAAUGGUCUGUCCCAAUUGGUGGAGCUGGACCUAUCGCACAAUGACAUAAGCCAGCUGGAGUCGGGAGCGUUCAGAGGUCUGGGGUCCUCAUUGCAGUUCCUUGACCUUUCUGCCAACAAGUUAGUCCAUUUUAAUCCGGAUGCCUUCGAGGGCUUGCGGGCUCGUGCAAAUCUGACAAACAAUCCCUGGCAUUGCGACUGCAACCUGCAGAUGGCCAUGCUCCACGUGGACCUGGAGACCGUGUCACUGACUGGCAUCGUGUGCCUGACUUCAGACCCGGAAGAGAUGAGCGUACAGGGCCUGGCAUUCCUCCUGGAGCCGGACGUUGACCUAUGUGUGGUGAUGAAAAGGACUACAGACGUGGCCAUGCUGGUGGUCAUGUUUGGAUGGUUCACAAUGGUCAUCUCUUACCUGGUCUACUACGUCAGGGCCAACCAAGAGGACGCCCGCAGACACCUGGAGUAUCUAAAGUCUUUGCCCAGUAGGCAAGCAAAAUCGGAGGAGUCGUCCACCAUAAGUACUGUUGUGUAAGCUCUUUUAUAUGACAACAAAAACUUGGGUGGACUAAAUACUAGGAAAACUGUCUCUCUUCUGACUGAUGUGCUUCUUGUCUAUUCCACUUUCAUCUCCAAGAGCAACAUUUUAAAUAAUUUGCGAGUCAUUAGAAAACUUCACAACUCAGAGUGCCUGGCUGAUUCUACUUCCUGUUCAUAUGCAUGCUGGCACGGCCACUAGUUGCUAGGCAGAGUUCAUUGGGCUCAUUCAUAACUGCCCCACCAGCCAAUAAAAACAAUGUCAACUGUCAAGUUGGUCGCCUGCAGGAACAGGACUGAAAUUAGUCUUAAAACUAUACAAAAUAUUGCAGAGUCACUUGUUGCUAGGCAGAGUUUAUCAGGCUUAAUCAUAACUGCCCCACCAGCCAAUGAAAAGAUAGCAAAUGUCAAGUCACGCCCAAAAGGCUGACGGUACCCUGCAGGAACAGGACUCAAAUUAGUCCUAAAAUUAUACGAAAUAUAGCAGAGUCACUUGUUGCUAGGCAGAAUUCAUAAGGAUCAAUCAAAACUGCCCCACCAGCCAAUGAAAAGAUAGCAAAUGUCAAGUCACGCCCAAAAGGCUGACGGUACCCUGCAGGAACAGGACUCAAAUUAGUCCCAACACUAUACGAAAUAUAGCAGAGUCACUUGUUGCUAGGCAGAAUUCAUAAGGAUCAUCCAUAACUUCCCCACCAGCCAAUGAAAACAAUGUCAACUGUCAAGUUGGUACCCUGCAGGAACAGGACUGAAAUGAGUCUUAAAACUAUACAAAAUAUUGGAGAGUCACUUGUUGCGAGGCAGAGUUUAUCAGGCUUAAUCAUAACUGCCCCACUAGCCAAUGAAAAGAUAGAAAAUGUCAAGUCACGCCCAAAAGGCUGACGGCACCCUGCAGGAACAGGACUCAAAUUAGUCCUAAAACUAUACGAAAUAUAGCAGAGUCACUUGUUGCUCGGAAGAAUUCAUAAGGCUUAAUCAUAACUGCCCCACCAGCCAAAUGAAAAAAAACAUGUCCAGACCAUAUGGAAACAGAACUCCAAACAGUAAGUACAGUGGAACCUUGAUUUACGAACCUCUCAUUGCAUAAACUUUUCGAUUUACGAACCACAGAUCGAAUAAAAAU